GAUCAAACCCUUGGUGAUGUAACAGUCUGCCGUUUGAAGUGAUUAUCAUGCUUCGCAACAUAAAGGCUUACACCCAGCUGUGGGGCUAAUUAGUUCACUUAGGGCCCUUUAUAAAAAUCUGCUAGGGGACUGGAAGGACAGCAAGUCACUAAGAAGUCAGCAGCCUAACAGGAUAGCAGCAGACCUGGAUCCUCAAAGCUGACCUGCUGAAUCAUCUGCUUUUCUAAGAAUGCCACAUUUAAGUGACUGCAGCUACUACAAAAUGCGGGAUGCAACCAGAGCUUCAAAAGUACAAAGCCACCUGGAGAAUUCAAAGUUCCACCUCCAAAGCCAAAACCAGCCAGUGAAGCAAUACCUGACCCUGGGCUCCAAGCUUGCCUCUUCGGCCGGACCCAAUCACACACUGCCGCAUCCACACGCACCCGGCCAGCCCUUGGCCACAGUGCCGAUCAUGAGGAAUGGACACAUGGCAACUGUCAGUGACGGGAGCAACCCCAACAGCCCUGUCACCCUGCUGACAAUGGCAAACCACGACAGUGAGUUUCCAAUGGAUGAAGUUAUUGAUGACCUCAUUAGUCUAGAAUCCGGCUUCAAUGAAGGAGGCUUGGAUUGCAUGGAGCCUAACAUCAUAAUGCAAAGCAAUGUUUCCCUUAGCAGCAGCAUGCUGGAUGUCUAUGGGGGUGAACAAGGUAUGAACCCCCCUAAUGGUGGAAUGAGUCCCACAUCUAAUCCCCCAAAGCUCACUGUUAAAAGGGAAUUCACAGAGCAUGACACCAGGGUUAUGGCCAAAGAGAGGCAGAAAAAGGACAACCAUAAUCUGAUUGAAAGAAGGCGAAGAUACAACAUAAACUAUAGGAUUAAGGAGCUGGGAACGCUCAUUCCAAAGUCGAAUGACCCUGAUAUGCGGUGGAACAAAGGCACCAUUCUGAAGGCCUCAGUGGAGUACAUAAGGUGGCUGCAAAAGGAGCAGCAACAUUCUCGGGAGCUCGAGAGCCGCCAGAAGAAGCUGGAGCAAGCCAAUAGAAGACUGCUACUGAGGAUCCAGGAGCUUGAAAUCCAGGCCCGAGCACAUGGACUCCCGAACAUGGCCACUUCCUUGGGGACAGUCGAGUUAUCCUCCCACCUCCUUAAACAGCAACAGCAGCAGCAGCAAUCCCCACCUCAGGCACAGCAGCAGCAGCAGCCACCACAGCCACCCCUUUACCAAGAAGACCCCAACAGCGAUUACCUCCAGAGGCUAGCCGUGGUAACAGGCGUGCCGUCCAUCACCACCGCCAGCGGCCCGCAGGACCACAUCCAGAGGACCGACGCCUGCACCACAUUCUCCGACCCGCUCUCCCAUUUCACAGACUUCUUCACUGCCACACUCAAGGAGGAGAACCAGUUGGAUGAAAUCCUGAUGGAUGACCCACUCUCGCCUUUCGGCACCGAUCCACUUCUGUCAGCCGGAUCCCCAGGGGCUGCUUCCAAAGACAGCAGCAGAAGGAGCAGCUUCAGCUCCGCUGAGGGAGACGACCUAUAAGGGUCCUAGAUCUUUGCUAUAACCCAAUAACUGCACAGGUCAAACUCCUGCUGGUAAAGGGCUAAAA
This is a messenger RNA of Cyprinodon variegatus (sheepshead minnow), 1589 nucleotides long. It is a transcript of the gene tfec, whose product is annotated as transcription factor EC. Gene Ontology annotation, cellular component: nucleus. Gene Ontology annotation, biological process: regulation of transcription by RNA polymerase II. The record is from RefSeq and is a predicted model, not a curated record. Gene Ontology annotation, molecular function: RNA polymerase II cis-regulatory region sequence-specific DNA binding; protein dimerization activity; DNA-binding transcription factor activity, RNA polymerase II-specific. NCBI's taxonomy places the organism in Eukaryota, Metazoa, Chordata, Actinopteri, Cyprinodontiformes, Cyprinodontidae. Bases 230 to 1522 code for a protein of 430 amino acids. The transcript has 8 exons.